ACACGAAACGGCCCAUAGUUACUUCUGUAUAUAUUUCCGUUGAUUCUGAAUCAAAUUAUUCUGUUAUUCAUGUUCUUGAAAUUCCGGUAACCCUAAAUCCUAAUUUGCCCGGCGAUUCAAGACUCAUUCCUUUCGAAUUAGUGAAAAUUAAUCGCAUCGAAGCGGUUAUUCCGAAGAGUUUACGCUUAAUCAAACCGGUAUUCGUCGUCGACAAAGGUAUUGGCAUAGUUUAUCCGGAAAAGAUGAUGAAAAGAGUGUCGCUUCAUGGCUCAUCUCGAUUCUACGAAUAUCCCAGGAAAAAGAGGGCUGUUGCGAUUAUGGAAAAGGUAGAUGCUGUUGCUUACCCACAUAAUAAUAAUACGGGUGAAAAAUAUAUGCAUUAUUCUGUCACUAAUUGUACAGAUCAAUUGUAUGAAUCGAGGAAGGAGAAAUUUAGUGAUGUUACAACGCAUGUUCCUGAAACCAUUGAAGAACCAGAUCCUUGCUUUGAAGAUGAUGAUUCCCUUCACAGUGAUGCAGAGUAUGUUGAAGAUUUCGAUGAAAUUCAAAGUCAUAUGUUAGCUGGUCCAUACCAAAGUGAAGAAGAUACCCUUUGCAUUGUUGCAGAAUCACUAGAUGUUGAAGACCUCUCUAAAGAGGCUGUAGCAGAAAGGAUUCAUAGGGCCAGUGUAGGAGGCUUGCAUGCCUUGCUUUCAAUGGCUAAAUAUGAUGCUAGUAUUGGAUAUCUCAGGUGUGCUUAGAGCUCACACUUGCCAUGCCAUGGCCAGAACAAAACAUGAACUUGCUUAAAAGCUGCAGGCACAACCCUCAUAUGGAUGAUCUUCUAAACAUUAUUCAGAUAAUGGUAGUCUAUUUUAUUUAUGCAUUUAAUUAUUUGCAUGACAUGUGUGGAUUAUCUUAUGGAACUUGAAUACCCUAUCCCACCAGUUGAAAAGCAAGUUAUGACCGAGUGUUACAAUAGGUGUUAAUUCUAGGUUAGUUUUUUUUUUAAAUGCCAAUAUAAAAUUUUAUUGAUGAGAAAAGGGCGUAAGGUAUGCCAAGUAGGUGCAGAUUGCAAAGCAACCAACCCCAUUACAAUUUCAAAUUCCUACAACCUGAAACUUAACAACAAUAACCCCUCUACUAAUAAACUGUAUGCUAUCAGAAAAUACAGAUCAACAGAGAUGCAAAACUAAAAUAAGCAGAUUAACAUAAAAUAGAUAUGAAGCACCUAAUACCCACAGCUACUCCAAGCUUGAAUUCAUUAAAAAAUAAAAUAAAAUAAAAUAGAUAUCUUGAUUGUCUCAGUACAGCACCACCGUACCCCAAUCUGCUAUUAGAAACUCCUAAGCAACUCUAUGGGUAUAAAACCAACUCUAUGGGUAUAAAAUCCAUUGAUUGAUAGGAUAGUUAAAACCAAGCACCUUGCUAUAUGACCACUUUUAAGACAGCAGGUGAAUGUCUUCUGCAGAUCCAUUGUGUUCCUAAAUGUUGUUUCGUUACAGCCUUUCCAUAUUAUUCAAAUGUUAGCAAACCAAAUAACAAUGAACCUCUAUAUAAUUACCCUUCCGGUAUCAAUCAGACCCCUAAAUUGGAAAAAAUUCAAGCUUGAACUUUAAUUUACUUUUGAAAUAGAGCAGUUUUAGUUAUUGAUCUUAUUGAGGGUAGAUUCUUUUUAAUGUUUUUUUGUGUCUAAUUGAUUUUGUUGUUUAUAUGGUGUUGGGUUUAUGGGUACAUCUACUAAUUUUGAAUUAAUUGGGUUGAUACCGUGCUAGUUUUGCAGCAUGCUACCUUAGCAGAGACAUGUAACUGUCAAUGUUUUUGUAAUUUUAGCAUGUAGUCUUGAUAUUUAUGUACAACCUUGUCUUUGGCAAUUCAAAAGCUUAAUUAGCUAUACAAUUUGGUUCAAUGCAUUUAGGUCAUCCUUGCUGUUGACUAUGUUUCUUUGACUAUUUUACUGUGACUACUGCUGAGCUAAUCAAGUUUUGGACUUUGAUAUCAAUAGGCCUGUGGAAAAGAAGUACGUGGAAAGAUGAUACCAACAAAUAAUUAUGAUGCAUAUCGAUUUGUCCCCCUAUAUAUAUAUAUAUAUAUAUAUGUGUGUGUGUGUGUGUGUGUGUGUGUGAAGUGUUGCUUACUCUUAUUACUGCUCAGCUAAAAUCAAGAUUGAUUUUAGCUAAUCAAGUUUUGGACUUUGAUAUCAA
Molecule: messenger RNA, 2183 nt
Organism: Medicago truncatula (barrel medic)
Lineage: Eukaryota; Viridiplantae; Streptophyta; Magnoliopsida; Fabales; Fabaceae
Exons: 5
Coding region: 243-740 (165 amino acids)
Source: RefSeq, a predicted model, not a curated record